Messenger RNA from Trichogramma pretiosum, 2813 nucleotides. It is a transcript of the gene Mrgn1, whose product is annotated as probable E3 ubiquitin-protein ligase MGRN1. Gene Ontology annotation, biological process: protein ubiquitination. The transcript is spliced from 9 exons. The record is from RefSeq and is a predicted model, not a curated record. Lineage: Eukaryota; Metazoa; Arthropoda; Insecta; Hymenoptera; Trichogrammatidae. Bases 563 to 2233 code for a protein of 556 amino acids. Gene Ontology annotation, cellular component: cytoplasm. Gene Ontology annotation, molecular function: ubiquitin protein ligase activity.
UACCACUGCUCCCUCCUUCUUUGCUGCACGAGCUUUGAGGCUGGCUGUGAGUACUGAAUACUAAAUACUCGGGCUUUCCAAAGUCGCCCACAUUUGCGCAUGGCUUUUUGCUUUUCGUUGUUCCUGAUCUCGCGCUUUUUCAUGUAUCGCAGACUGUCGUGCGUUCGGUUAUCUAAAUUACCGUAGACUCCGCUUUUUUUUUUGUGUUUGCGUCUAUCGUCGCCGCAGUUGAACGCCAGACACGCCGAGCAGACGCUACUGUGUAUCGCUGCGCUGUUAUUAUGUGUCGUCGCGUACUACAACUUGACACUUGACAGAUGCGUGUACGGUACGCGACGAGCGAGUCGCUGCUGCCUUUACAUCGACAAACAAUCACGACGAAAAAAGUAGCUACACUGCCACUGUAGCUGCACUGUACCGCUACACUAACUGCCUCUACAAGGCUAGACGUAAUACAUGUGAGUUGCAGUCAUCGCUGAUCAUCGCAAAUUGCUGGCCUCCAUCAUUGCUGUAGCCGUUGAUUUUUCACGCAGCAGCACUAAAAACAGCAACAGCAAUAAUAAUGGGAUCAUUCACGAGUCGACAAAAUGCUGGCGUCGAAGAGGUCGAUAUCGUCUCUAACCAUGCAUACAAAUAUCCACCUCGAACAGGCAACUACUUUGGCAGCCACUUCAUUAUGGGAGGCGAGCGAUUCGAUACCCCUCAACCCGAGGCCUAUCUUUUUGGCGAAAAUACCGACCUCAACUUUCUCGGUAGCAGGCCAACUCCCUUUCCAUAUCCACCCCCUCAGGCAAAUGAUCCUACAAAAACUUUGAAGAGUUUAGUGAAUAUUCGGAAGGAAUCUUUACGUCUGGUUAGAAAUGUUGAAAAGUCAUCACCGGUGCAGCAAAGCGCUGUCAAGCAAUUCGGUGAUGGAGAUGUUGAAAAAAAAACCUUUAAAUUCAAUAUUGAAUUUACUUUUGACUGUGAUGUUAGGUGUGCGAUAACCAUUUAUUAUUUUUGUACUGAAGAACUUACUCCAAAAGGAGUGACUUAUGUACCUAGGAAUCCAACUAUGACUUCAGAGACUUACUACUAUAAAAAAGGAGCAAAUCAAUUAUUUAGUCAACCUUUGCAUGUUUUUGAUCCUUCACAAUUUAAUGAAGAGGAAUUAUUGUACAAUAAUGAACGAGAAAUCAUUCCUAUUGCUAUCCACUGUGUUGCAGAAGAAGGCUCCGAUGAACCUAAGCAAUCCCACACAACAAUUGCUAUUGUUGAAAAACAUUCCGAUGGUUCUUAUGUUUUAAAAGCUUUAAAACAAAAACUGUAUGUUGAUGGUUUAUGUUAUUUGCUUCAAGAGAUUUACGGAAUUGAAAACAAAAAUACUGAAAAUUCAAAGCAAGGAAAUGAUGAUGAUACAGAAGAUAAUGGUGCUGAGUGUGUCAUUUGCAUGUGUGAUGUUAGAGAUACUUUGAUUUUACCCUGUAGACAUUUGUGCCUAUGUAAUGGUUGCGCCGAUUCCCUCCGUUAUCAAGCUAAUAAUUGUCCUAUUUGUCGAGCUCCAUUUAGGGCUUUACUUCAAAUCAAGGCAUUGCAAAAAGCAACAGGUUCUGUAAUAGUCAAUCCACCUUUACCAGAGGGAAGCUGUGAGAAUAUACCAGCUGGAUAUGAAGCAGUGUCUUUAAUUGAAGCACUGAAUGGUCCUUACACUCCAAGAGCUACAAUUUUACCACCUGAAUCUCCGGAAACGCCAGAUACUGAUACAGCCAGUGCAACACAAGCUGCAGAAGUAUUGAAUAGAUCCAACGAACGAACUCCAGUAUCGAAGCAUGCCCUAUCAAAAGACAGUGAUUCAUCUCAAAGAACAAAUAGUACUUCUUGUCAAACUCCCGAGAUUCGCAUGUCUAUUCUCCUUGCAAAAGGAGAAAAUUCUGGAUCUCAGAAAGAACUUCAUAAUCGAUCACCAAUUGUCAGAAAUAAAUCUUCCACCAAUCACUCCCGUGAAAAAAUAAACAUUAGAACUAGGGAUACAUUGAGACUUGUAAACGAAAAGCAGCCUUCAUCUGUAUACGAAGUACAAAAUCAAGAUGAAGAUAGUGAGGCUGAAAAAUUGUCUCCUCUGUUGAAUGAUGCAACGAGUGGUGUCGAUGCGAUUGACGCACCAAAUCGAAGAAUUUGUGACAUAGAUACGGAAGAUGAAUUGCCAAACAAUGAAACUGAAAGCCCAGGAGAAAGCACUGGUAAUUCUGGUUAAAUUCAUAUCCAAAUUAUGUGCAACUGGUAGAUACUUUUUUCAAUAUUAUUAAUUUUUUAAAUAAAAUUACUUUUAUAAAUCUAAUUUUUAAAAUUAGAUGUAAGUUAAGAAUAAGUUUUAUAAGACUAAUUAAUAUUAUGUAUAUUAAAAGAGAGAUGCUAAUCAAUACGUAAUUAUAGUUUUAAAAUCAUUAAUUAUAAUAGAAUAUAAAUUGUAAAAAGCUAGAAAAGUAUUUGAAAAUUUUAAUUAAAGAAAUUGUUAUUCUUAAAUAAUUGAUUUCAUGAAAUCAAUAUAUAUUUUAUUGAGUCCGUAAUGUGAGUGCUUUAUUUAUUCUAAAUCUGAAAAAUAUCAUUGAACGUGAAAAUUGCAAAGUACAUCAACCGUUUGUUGUGUAUUUUUGAUUGUCACGAAUUCAAAAAAAGUUCAUUCCUUAAUCCUCUGUAUAUAUUGAUAACUUCGACGUAAACACGAACAUCAUUUAAUUUGUUGGUAAAUUGUGCUCAAGAAAAUUUAAAAGAACAAUAGUCAAACAAUAGUUUUUAUAUGUGUCAGGAAUUGUGAGCCAAUUAAAGCUUUCUGU